Molecule: messenger RNA, 1266 nt
Organism: Cylindrotheca closterium
Lineage: Eukaryota; Bacillariophyta; Bacillariophyceae; Bacillariales; Bacillariaceae
Source: the annotation of a GenBank genome assembly
AUGGCAAGAAGAUCAAAACGAUCACUCGGAAUAGCACGAAUCCCAUUGUUGUGCGUUGGACUUCUUGUUGCCACCUCUAAUCCAGGAGUGGAUGCUUUCUCAAGCAACCUGCAACACCAUUCUACCAGAACGAGGAAUAGCUUGGUGACAACUCACCUUUCUACCAGAAAUGAUGUGCUGGAACCAUCGACAAAGGGAUCAGAGGCAACGCCACUAAAAGGUGGCCAAACUAGCAGAGCCACUUCGAUACAAAAAUCCGUGCCAAUAACAAACGCCUUGUCAUCUAUCGCCAUUGGCAGUGAAAAGAGUGCUGAAUACCAACGAGGAAUAGCAACGGUCGUCUUUAUCACCUUCAUCUUUUCUUCCAAUUCACCGGCGUUGCACGCAGCCUUUUCGGGCUCGGGUCCACCUCCUGUUCUGCUGUUGAACGCUGCCGUUAGCUGUGUUGCCUUGAUUGGAUUAGUGAUUGGUGGACAAAGUUUAGAAGAUAAUACACCAUUGCCUUCAGCACUCGACACGAGUGCGGCCGACGAACAAGAAGGUCUUGCAACCCAAGGUGGUAUUGAAUUAGGACUGUGGAAAAUGCUUGGUACCACUGCUAAUUUGUAUGGUCUUGCCAUGACAACCGCUGGGCAUGGGGCACUCUUGAUUCAGUUGACAACCUUGAUUGUACCCGUGGUGCAAGGGAUUCAGGGCGUUCCCAUUCCAAGACGCAUUCAGUUUUCGGUCCUUCUUGCGCUUGCUGGAGUAGUUAGUUUCACCCAAGAUCCAACAGGAACGCCCUCCGCAACUGGAGAUGCACUGUGUGUCCUGGCCGCAAUUUUCUAUGCUACCUACGACUUGAGAUUGUUUGCUUGGGGAAAGCGAGUGGCGCCCAGACAAUUGAUUACCACCAAAAUUGGAACCCAAGCCAUUUUGUCACUAGCUCUAUUGGCUGCCCUCGAUCUGUCGUCCGCAACGGAAUACCUAUCGUCGGGUCCAAAUUGGUCGACUGUGGUUCCAUUGGUAUUGUGGAGUGGUGUCGCAGUCAAUGCACUUGCUCCCUUUUUGCAAGUCGGAGGCCAACAAGCUGUCGGUCCAACUCGUUGCCAAACGAUUUAUGCUAGCCAGCCCUUGUGGGCCGCCAUGAUGAGCUUUUUCUUUUUGGGAGAACAGAUCGGUGUCCAAGGCUUGGUCGGUGGAUCUGCCUUUCUCGUAGCGCUCUUUUUGGCAGCAACCGCAGAUGCUCCAGACCCAAAUUGUGAGCAAGAACAGUGUGAAAUCUAA